UCUAAUAUUUCACGAACCAGCUGGGCUCGUAAACCCCUUGUAUUACAUUUGUGGUACUAAAAUCUUAAACCCUUGUGAACUCUGAAGAUCGGAAUCAACUACACUUCUUCGGUCCUCAUUCUACUGAUUCCCGUUAACAAUGUCGGAAGUGAAUCUUGUUUUGAUACUGCGCUUUUGAUCUUCCCCUCUAUUUGUUGGAUUGAUUGAGGUUAUUUUGUCUUCCACAUUUGCUAUGGCUUGCAGACGUAUGUUAACAAAACAAGGCACUAUCUUAAGGAGAUGGUAUCACCCGUCAUUAAGCCACAUUUUUCAUCGUGGUGAUGAAAGUGACGAGAACUUCAAACCAUGUCCAAGUCAACCUGGAGGAAUUAGGAAUAGUGUGUCAGAGACUCCUUAUGGAAACAGCAUAGGUGGUAAUAGGCGAUUUGGAGCACUUUGUGGGCAGAGUAAAUGUCUACCUGCCUUCUUUCUCCCACCGGCGGUUGGGGUUGGAACGUCAUUUUCUAGACAUAUGUCAAGCGCAACUGGGGAAGGCUCUGAAAAUUUUGAUCGUAUUGGCGACAUUGCUGACAUUUUAAGUGAUGGGACUGUGGAAGUAGUGUCCUUACAAGCUCCUGCCAUUAAUGAGGUGGCUGUUGCAGCAGCCGAUUCCGCCUUACCAGUUGCUGCACUGCAACACUUGAUUGAUGGUGUGCAUUCAUUUACUGGGUUGAAUUGGUGGGCAGCUAUUGCUUUGACAACUAUUAUGAUUCGAGGAGCAACCUUGCCCUUUGUCAUAAAUCAGCUCAAAGCUAAUUACAGACUUAACCUAAUAAGCCCACGUUUGGAGGAGAUAAAACAGAGGGUGCAAGCCUCGGGUAUGGAUCCCAUUGCUGUUGCUGUAGGCCAAAAGGAAAUAAAUGCUUUACUUAAACAAUAUGGAGUUAGCCCAUUUACUCCUUUGAAAGGACUUCUAAUUCAAGGUCCUAUCUUUAUCAGCUUUUUCCUUGCAAUCUCAAACAUGGUUGAAAAGGUUCCAUCAUUAAAAAGUGGUGGAGCGCUCUGGUUCACGGAUCUCACUACUCCAGAUAGUUUGUUUAUUGGUCCAAUUUUGGCAUCACUAUCAUUCUUGGUCCUUGUAGAGUACAACAUGCAAGAAGGCUUUGAAGGUAAUCCUAAAACUGGUAACGUGAAGAAUGUCUCAAGGAUCUUUGCUUUUCUUGCAGUGCCAUUUACAAUGGGUUUUCCUACGGCACUCUUUUGUUAUUGGAUAACCUCCAACCUGUUUACGAUGUCAUAUGGAUUAGCUAUUAAGCACCCAGAAGUGAGCAAGUUCUUGGAUCUUACUAGACCACCCGUAUUUCCACCUAGUACGUCCACAUCACAGUCCCGGCCAGACACAUCAUCAGUUUCAACAUUCCAACAACAAAAUCCCUCAGAAGAAACUAAGCAAACCUCUGACAGAAGGACACACGCAAUUAUGAAACAAAGGAUCAGAUAUCUAGAAAAACAACUAAAGGGAAACAAGGGAAUGAAGAAAAAGUAGCAGCUGUAAACUCGACUCAGUAAUGUUACAUGAACCUCCAUUGUUUUUAUUGUCAGGUUUUCCAUUCUAUCAAAGAAUUCUAGUUGAAUAUCUUUGUAAGUGGAGCUUACAACACGAUAUUGUUGUCGAAGCCCUUGUUCUAAUUCCAUAUCAAGAACAUGUAAAACAGGCUAAAUCCCUUGAUCCUUGACUUCUAAUGAUAUAAUCCCUUUUUCUUA
Spinacia oleracea (spinach) is the source of this 1743-nucleotide messenger RNA. RefSeq names its product mitochondrial inner membrane protein OXA1-like. The record is from RefSeq and is a predicted model, not a curated record. Gene Ontology annotation, biological process: protein insertion into mitochondrial inner membrane from matrix. NCBI's taxonomy places the organism in Eukaryota, Viridiplantae, Streptophyta, Magnoliopsida, Caryophyllales, Amaranthaceae. Gene Ontology annotation, cellular component: mitochondrial inner membrane. Gene Ontology annotation, molecular function: membrane insertase activity. Bases 233 to 1525 code for a protein of 430 amino acids. The transcript is spliced from 10 exons.